UUAGUGUCAGCCAUGGGGAGCAAACAACAAAGAAACAUUUGCCAUUUGGCCGUGGUCUAUUUUCUAUUGAGUUCAACUUCACCUGCUGCAGAUGGUCAGAUCAGAUUAACUGGGUCUGGGUCUACUCAGUGCUCUGGAAGAGUUGAAAUCUAUUACAACAACAUCUGGGGAACAGUCUGUGAUGAUGAUUGGGACUUAAACGAUGCUGAGGUGGUUUGCAGAGAGUUGGGCUGUGGUACGGCACUGAAUGCCACUCAGUCAGCCCGCUUUGGUGAAGGAACCGGAAAAAUCUGGCUUGAUGACGUGGCCUGUUCAGGAAGUGAGAGGUCUGUAACUCUGUGUCAGCACUAUGGAUUUGGGACACACAACUGUGGACAUGGAGAGGAUGCAGGUGUCGUCUGUUCAGGUGUCAGAUUGGCUGGGUCUACUCUGUGCUCUGGGCGAGUUGAAAUAUAUCACAACAACAUCUGGGGAACAGUCUGUGAUGAUGGUUGGGACUUAAACGAUGCUGAGGUGGUUUGCAGAGAGUUGGGCUGUGGUACGGCACUGACUGCCACUCAGUCAGCCCACUUUGGUGAAGGAACCGGACAAAUCUGGCUUGAUGAUGUGGCCUGUUCAGGAAGUGAGAGGUCUCUAACUCUGUGUCAGCACAGAGGAUUUGGGACACACAACUGUGGACAUGGAGAGGAUGCUGGUGUGGUCUGUUCAGCACUCCUCCCAAAGCCCAGCAUCUCCAUGAAUCCUGCUGCUAAGGUUACCUGGGGUCAGAACGUCGGCAUCACUUGUUCUGUCUCAACUCAAACUCAACAGAUUUUAAGUCCAGCAUUUAUUUUGAAAAAGGCUUCAAGUUCAGUUGGAAAGACCCAAACCUCAAGUACCAACUCUGCUACCUUCAACAUGCCUGAAGUCAACUUUGACAAUGAAGGAUCAUACCAGUGUCAGUAUAAGAUAACAGUUGCAGGGCAAGACUUCACCUCCUCGAGUGACUCUGUCAGCCUUUCUGUUACUGUGCCGCUACAGCAGCCCAGCAUCUCCCUAACAUCUCCUAACAGAGGGCUGGUCUGGGGCCCUGAAGGUGCACAGAUCACCAGGGGUUUCAGCUUUGUCUUCACCUGCUCCACUUCCUCCCAUUAUCCUGGAGGUGUUUUCCAUCUCAUCUUCUCUGGUUCAAACCUCACCAACACAGAGCCAGCAGUCAACCAGUCAGCCUCCUUUUCCUUCCUGGUGGCUGAGUAUGAACAACAGGGCAACUACAGCUGUGUGUAUGAAGUCACACUGUCCUCGAGAACAUUCACUUCUACACAGACAGCACCGAUUAGUGUCGUCAUUAAAAUGCAUUUGUUGCCGCUGGUCUCUUCAGUAGCUGCUGGGGGUCUGCUGCUGCUCCUGCUAGUCUUGGUGGUGGUCUGUCUGGUCUGCAAGAGAAGACGACGAGCCAAGCACACUGGAGCCCUCGUCCAAACUCAAUUGGCUGUCAGAGUCAGGAAUGAUUCUGAAGAUAACGAGUAUAAGGACGACGAGGCUGACUAUGAGAAUGUUGAUCCAAUGGACACCACGAAGAAACUCAAAGAGGAAGCAGGGAAAGGGGAGGAAGAGGAGACCAAUGAUUAUGUGGAGCCAGAGAGCGACGUAGAUCAUGAUUAUGAGGAAGCGGACCCAAGUGCAAGUAUUAUAAAGACCAAUGAUAUCAAUUUCAGCGUAGAGAAAAACAGAGAAAAGAGAAGAAGAAGAAGAAGAAGAAGAAAAGACUAUGAAAAUGUAACCUAGCGACUUGGUGAAGAAACUUUUGACAUUUAUGGAGAACAGGAUAUUUAUCAAAACUUUUAAAGUGUCCAAUGGACAACAAUAGCUAAGUUUCCAUCCAUUUGUCAAUCGAAUUAUCUGAAGUUCGGUAAAAAAACUUGUGCGAAUAAAGCUGGUGAAAGUGUGUUUCCAUCCAACAGCUUUAAAGCGAAUAAAAACCGGUCCGUAAUGACAUCACGUGCUGUUUUGCGAUUAAAUAUG
Molecule: messenger RNA, 2004 nt
Organism: Perca fluviatilis (European perch)
Lineage: Eukaryota; Metazoa; Chordata; Actinopteri; Perciformes; Percidae
Product: platelet endothelial cell adhesion molecule-like
Exons: 8
Coding region: 13-1767 (584 amino acids)
Cellular component (GO): membrane
Source: RefSeq, a predicted model, not a curated record